Molecule: messenger RNA, 3568 nt
Organism: Elaeis guineensis (African oil palm)
Lineage: Eukaryota; Viridiplantae; Streptophyta; Magnoliopsida; Arecales; Arecaceae
Product: E3 ubiquitin-protein ligase BRE1-like 1
Cellular component (GO): HULC complex; nucleus
Molecular function (GO): ubiquitin protein ligase activity; metal ion binding
Source: RefSeq, a predicted model, not a curated record
UAAUAUUAUUCUCUCUCUUCUUCUCUCUCUCUCUCUCUUCUCUUUGGUGUGCUCGCGUGUUCCUCGCUUCAUAUCUAAGAACCUCCCUGAGCUCCAGGCCCCAACUCCCACCCCUCAUUGCUUCCCUUCCCAAGAAUUCCCAUAUCCACUCGAUUUUUGGCCUACUUGGUGGGUAGAGGAGAAGAAAGGAUCCCAUUCUCGCUAGAAAAAAAGUUGAAGUCUUUAGCUGCCUUGUUGCCCUAGUUUUGCUGGAACUUUUUUUUCAUCCAUCCUUUUUGUGGUUUUUUUGGUGAUCUUUGAAUUAGGGUUUGAUAAAUUUCGAUUUGGGCAAAGGAAAAAAAACCAGUUCUUGGAUCGAUCUUUGGUUUCUCCAGUGGGAAAUUGGGCUCCUUUUGAAGCCCACAUGUAACUGUGGGGCAGUUGUCUAGGGUUUCUUUUUUCUUAGUAUGUAUGGGGAGCACUGGCGAGCCGGACCGGAAGCGGCGCCAUUUCAGCUCCAUAUCCCCCACUGCCGGAGCAGCUGCCAAGAAGCAGCCGCUGGCACCUUGCUCAGAUGACAAGAAGCUUGAUGUUGCUGUCCUUCAAUACAAAAAUCGAAAGCUGGUCGAGCAAGUAGAAGCUCAGAAAGUUGAGUAUCUUUCUCUUGAGAAUAAAUUCAAUCAGCUGAAAGAGAAACAUACGAAUUACAGGGACACAUUACUUGUGGUCAAUAACUCCUGGGAGAGACUUGCUGGUGAUUUGGAAUCGCUUUCUGUUUGUACAAGUGGAUCUACAAAUGAUGGAUAUGAUUUAAGACAUCCUCAUAUGUUAGAAGAUGGAGCAUCCUGCCCUAUAGAGGAUGAUUUUUUAAGCAGACUCAUAGAAGCCGGUGAUACUGAAAGUUCAAAUUCUGUAUCCUCUAGUCAAAAGGAAGAUGGUGUAGCAGCAAUGCAGUUUAUGGCAAAAAAAAUCUUACAGAAAAUUAUAGCUUCAUUUAAUGAUGUGCGCCAUCUAAAUGAGGAACUUGCCGCUGCUGUCCUGGUGGCUCUUUCAGAAGAUGAGCCCAGCAGACAAUUACGGAAGACCACUAAUGAUCUGCAUGCAGAACUUGGGAACUUUGUAGUGGCAUUAGGUGAUCUUCAUCUGAAACACAGACCAUUGGCAGAUAAGUUUCAGAACCAUCAAGAUGCAGAUGCUAAAAAUAAGGCUGAGCAUAAACGUUUGACAGAGGAGUUGGCAAGUACUAUUGCUGAAUUGGAAGAAAGCAAUUGUAAACUGGCAACCCUCAAGGCACAAGAGGACACAACACAGGGGAGACCAUUUCUUUUUCCAACUUUAGGAAAUAAACAUGCUGGUGGAGAUAACGUCAGAGAUAAACAAAAAGAACUUCAAGAUCUGGAGUCUGCACUCAAGGAACUGACGAAUUUAGCUUCAAGCCGGCUGGUAGAGAUUAGGAGUCUACAUGAAGAAAGAAUUGAAAUUUUGAAGAAGUUAGCUAAGUUGCAGAAUACUUUAAUGGAUAUCAAGAAUAUAUCUUCAUCCAAAGCUUUUCAAUUGCUGAAUGAUCAGCUAGAAAAAUCAAAGGCAGAAAUGGAUCAGUGUCAGACAUCUUUGGAGAAAUUACAGGUUGAAAGAGACAACUUUGUUUGGCAUGAAAAGGAAAUGAGUUUGAAAAUUGAUCUUGCUGACAUAUCUUGGAGAGAAUCUGCCUUUUCUGAAUCUAGAACUGCUGAGCUAGAGCAGAGGUUACAGAAACUAGCUGAGGAAAGGAUUCUGUUGGAGACCAAGCUUGAAGAGGCUUCAAGAGAACCAGGUAGGAAAAAAAUUAUUGCAGAAUUCAAAGCACUUGUAUCAUCAUUACCUAAGGAUAUGGGGAUCAUGCAAAGUGAACUUAGUAAAUACAAGGAAGCUGCUUCAGAGCUCCAUUCUCUACGAGGAGAAGUUCAAUCUCUUUCUAGCAGGUUAAGGAGGAAGGAGAAUGAGCUGGAAUCUUUAUCUGAUAGAUCUGCCAACCAGCUUUCUGAAGUAAACAAACUGCAGACUGUGGUUCAAGAUUUAAGACAGACUAAUCAAGAGUUGAAGCUAUUUCUAGAGAUGUAUAGACGUGAAUUCACUGAUUCCAGAGAAGUGAUAGAAUCUAGGGACAUGGAAUACAAGGCAUGGGCUCUUGUUCAAAGCAUUAAGUUAUCCCUUGAUGAACACAAAUUGGAGCUUCGUGUUAAGGCAGCCAAUGAAGCUGAAGCAAUAUCCCAGCAGAGACUAGCCACUGCUGAAGCGAAGAUCGCAGAGCUGAGGCAGAAGUUGGAAGACUCUGGAAGGGAAAUAUGCAAGCACUCUGAGACUCUGAAAUCCAAACAUGAGGAAGGCGAAGCCUAUUUAUCUGAGAUUGAGAGUAUCGGGCAAGCAUAUGAAGACAUGCAAACUCAAAAUCAACAGCUGUUGCAGCAAAUCACAGAAAGAGAUGAUUACAACAUCAAGCUUGUUGUUGAGGGUGUGAGAGCAAGGCAACUGAAUAAUGCGCUGCGAACAGAAAUACAAGCAAUGGACCAAAAAUUGCAGCAAGUGAAUUCAGUCUUUGAUUUAUACAACCUGAAAGUCGGAUGCUUGGAUGAGCAGUUAAAAGUUUGGUCAGAGCAGGUUGCGCAACUUGCAGAGGAUGGGGGGAAAAAUUCUGUUAUUUUGGAGAAUGCCCAGAGGAGGCUAUUGGAUGUGCAGAGUGAGUCUCAGCAGUUGAGGCAAUCAUUGGAUGGAAUACAGAGGAAGGCGGAGACAAGCCAACUGGAUGUUAGUGAGCUGCUAAUAGAGCUAGAGAUGGAGAGGUUUAAUAGGAAGAGAAUAGAGGAGGACUUGGAAGUCAUGACAAGGAAAGCUGCACAUCUUAGGGCUCAAACUGAGGGCUCUUUAGUCCUGGAAAAGCUUCGGCAAGAAAUAAAGGAAUACAGGGGAAUCUUGAAGUGUAGUGUCUGCCUUGACCGGCAAAAAGAGGUGGUUAUUGCCAAAUGCUACCACUUGUUCUGUCAUACGUGCGUUCAAAGGACCCUUGAAAAUCGCCAACGCAGGUGUCCAACAUGUGGCGUGAGUUUUGGGCCCAAUGAUGUCAAACCUAUCUAUAUAUGAUCAGGAUGUGCAAGCUAUUUGUGCUGGAGAUGGAAAGCCAAGGCAUUGAGAUACGUGUGAACAACAGUUCCAUGGCUGUGCGCAUGCUUGUGUUUGUAACAUAUCUUUGGGAGGGGGAGGGGGAUUGAUUGGGUAGGUGAAUUUUCAGCCCCUCUCUAUCCAUGGCUGCUUGCAGGAAAUGGGUGGCCCAUGUUUAAGGUGUGGGUCUUUCUGCACAUGACUUUCAGGUCAUCUAUGUAAAGCCCCACGCGCAUCCAUUGAACUAUUGGAUCAGCCUACCCCCUCCAUUCAAUUGUUUCGAAGUACAGUGGAGAGCCCAUUGUUCCCUUGCAUACCUGGCAUUGUACAAUAUACAAUUAGUCGGGCUGCAAUAGCUAAUAAGAAAUUCUAAGGUUGCUCCGGUUGAUUCUAACAGUUUGCAUCAUGUACAUUUCUUUCGAGUGAGUGGCAUGGUAAAAUUUUGAUUGUUUGA